UUCCUUAUAAAAUCGGGAGUUAGGUGGAUGGCUCAUCAUCCAUGAAUAUGAUGAAUUCUCAACAAUACCUGUGAUUCUCAUCGUUCCCCAUUUUUUUCUCACAAUUUUCUCUUCUUAUUCAACUUCCAUUGAUUUCGAUUCCGAUUCCUUUCUUCUUAAUCGAACUAACCCAGAUUCUGUACUUCACUGUUGACCUAUUCCCCGCUCAUUUCCCUUCUGCCGGCCAAUUGCUUCUCCUAACCAUGAUUGAUUCUAUCAAGGCUGCGAUCGGCGAUGCCGUUCUCACUUCCAUGUGGAUUUUCUGUGCUUCAUCUCUUGGGGUUCUCACUUCCGUUCUCUACUCAGCCGCCGGUGUUUAUGGAAUCCCACUUCACCCACUUCUUAUCACUACUACUCUUGUUUUCAUUCUUGUUUUUGUUUUUAAUAUAAUUGGUGCUCUUUUGGGUGGAGCUAGCUUUAAUCCUACUGCCACUGCUGCUUUUUAUGCUGCUGGUGUUGGUCCAACCUCUCUCUUCGCCAUGGCUAUCCGUUUCCCUGCUCAGGCGGCUGGUGCGGUUGCUGGUGCCCUGGCAAUCAAGGAGGUGAUGCCUAUACAAUACAAGCACAUGCUUGGUGGACCUUCUUUGAAAGUUGACAUUCAUUCUGGAGCUACAGCUGAAGGAGUUUUGACCUUUAUAAUCAGUUUUGCUGUUCUUCUAAUUGUACUCAGGGGUCCCUCCAGCCCUGUUAUCAAAACAUGGUUGCUGGCAAUGGCUACCGUAGCGUUAAUCGUUGCUGGUUCUAGUUACACAGGACCUUCCAUGAAUCCUGCAAAUGCAUUUGGAUGGGCAUAUAUAAACAACAGGCACGAUACAUGGGAGCAGUUGUACGUGUACUGGAUCUCCCCCUUUGUAGGAGCCAUUUUGGCUGCUUGGCUUUUCAGAAUGAUCUUCCCACCACCACCCCCAGCCCCGGCCAAGCAGAAGAAAGCUUAAAACCGAUAGUUAAAAUGGUGGUGCCACCGUGUUUCUUUAGAUAAGCUUUGAUCAAUAAAAUGUAGCAAAGUAAGAGCUUCUAGUUGUGUUAUUAAGGUAAUUGUAAGUGUUUUGAAGUUUAUAUUUUGAAGCUGCCUCUGGAUCAAUAAUCCUUCAAUUAGAUUCACCUUUAAAUUAAAAUUUCUUUAGGCAGUUAUUGGUUGAUUCUUAUAAUUAUUUUCUUCAGGCUUGUUUGGAUUAUAACUUUUUCAAGUGCUUAAAAACCUUUGGACAUUAGGUUUCUGCUAAUAGCAACUAUUUUUCUUUUGG
This is a messenger RNA of Cucumis sativus (cucumber), 1283 nucleotides long. RefSeq names its product aquaporin SIP1-2. The transcript is spliced from 3 exons. Gene Ontology annotation, cellular component: membrane. NCBI's taxonomy places the organism in Eukaryota, Viridiplantae, Streptophyta, Magnoliopsida, Cucurbitales, Cucurbitaceae. Gene Ontology annotation, biological process: transmembrane transport. The record is from RefSeq and is a predicted model, not a curated record. Gene Ontology annotation, molecular function: water channel activity. The coding region runs from base 243 to 974 and encodes 243 amino acids.